GCUCGGGCCCAAGCGGAGGCCCUCCACAUUGGGGAUGUACACUUUUCUGUCAAGCCUGGUUCCAGCACCUCCUCUCCCAAGCUCCACUCCAGCGCCGCGGUGCACCGGCUCAAGAAAGACAUCCGGCGAUGCCACCGCAUGUCCCGGCGCCCCCUGCCCCGUCCAGACCCCCAAAACGGCGGGAGCGUGGGUGGCGGGGCUGGCAUCCGUCCUCCCGUCUCGCCCUUCUCGGAGACCGUCCGCAUCAUCAACCGUAAGGUGAAACCCCGCGAGCCCAAGCGCAGCCGCAUCAUCCUCAACCUCAAAGUCAUUGACAAAGGCGGGAAGCCNGGGAAGCCAGCCAAUGGGGCCGGGGGCCUGGCUCGGCCCAAGAUCCCGUCCCGAAACCGCGUCAUCGGCAAGAGCAAAAAGUUCAGCGAGAGCGUCCUCCGCACCCAGAUCCGUCACAUGAAGUUUGGCGCCUUUUCACUCUACAAUAAGCCGUCCACUGCGCCUGCCCCCUCUCUGGAAAGCAAAGGGGAGGCCGAAGGCUCCCAGGCAGCCUCCUGUGGGCUCAUUAUGGGCUCCACCCCCUAUGAUGCCCCCAGCUCCAGCUCCUCCGGCUGCCCGUCGCCCGCCCCCCACUCCUCCUCCGACCCAGAUGAUUCCCCUCCGAAGCUGCUCCCCGAGACCCUCAGCCCAGCCAUCCCCGACUGGCGUGAGUCGGAGGUCCUCGACCUCUCGAUCCCACCCGAGUCAGCCGCCACCAGCAAGCGUUCUCCCCCAGGAGGGUGCAGCGGGGGGCAGACGCCCUCCUUGUCCCUUUCCUCUUCUGACCCAGAACAGGAGGCCGGCGACUGGCGUCCUGAGAUGUCCCCUUGCUCUAACGUGGUGGUCACGGAUGUCACCAGCAACCUCCUCACCGUCACCAUCAAGGAGUUCUGCAACGCGGAGGAUUUUGAGAAGGUGGCGGCAGGCGGUGGCGGCGGAGGAGGCAGCAAGUGA
This is a messenger RNA of Fulmarus glacialis (Northern fulmar), 984 nucleotides long. It is a transcript of the gene CBX6, whose product is annotated as chromobox homolog 6. The transcript is spliced from 2 exons. The record is from RefSeq and is a predicted model, not a curated record. Lineage: Eukaryota; Metazoa; Chordata; Aves; Procellariiformes; Procellariidae. The annotation marks the transcript as partial.